AUGACCAAUCCAAAAACCGAGACAAGAACAGGGUGUAUGGCAAGUAUGAAAGUUAAACGAUUCAAUGAGAAAUAUAAAGUGAUUGAAUAUUUUGAUGAUCAGAAUCACCCACUCCAUCCACCAGAAACCGUGCAUAUGUUAGCUUCUCAACAAAGAAUAACUGAAAAUCAAGCAUAUGAACUUGAAGUGGCAGAAGAUGCAGGGAUUCAACAAAAAGCCUCGUUUGAUUUGAUGAGUAAAUAUGUAGGAGGUACAGAGAAUCUAGGGUAUACCAGGCAAGAUGCAAAGAAUUAUUUGAAUUCUAAGAGGCGGCAAGAUAUGGCUUAUGGUGAAGCUGGGUGUUUGCUACAAUAUUUCCAACAACAACUCAUAGAUAAUCCCUCAUUUUUCCAUGCAUACCAAAUUGAUUCAGAAGAGCAAAUAACAAAUAUCUUAUGGGCCAAUGCAAGAAUGUUAUUUGACUAUCAAUGCUUUGGUGAUGUGAUUUCUUUGGAUACCACUUAUUGUACAAAUGGAGAUCAUCGUCCCCUUGCAAUUUUCUUGGGCUUUAACCAUUACAGAUGA
Messenger RNA from Glycine soja, 564 nucleotides. Its product is annotated as protein FAR1-RELATED SEQUENCE 5-like. Lineage: Eukaryota; Viridiplantae; Streptophyta; Magnoliopsida; Fabales; Fabaceae. Bases 1 to 564 code for a protein of 187 amino acids. The transcript has a single exon. The record is from RefSeq and is a predicted model, not a curated record.